CCAAAUCGUUCGUUUCUUAAAGUUUACUUCGUUUUUUCUACCGGUGCGAUAAAGGCAAUUACCGGUCCGGCAUACUUUUCUGUGUUCUUUAUUUUUGCCGCCGGCAAGAGAAUCUGAGAUUUGAGAGAUGGAGACACCUUCAAAGAUAAAGAAGGGUGCCGGAGGAAGGAGAGGAGGUGGACCAAAGAAGAAGCCCGUUUCUCGCUCUGUGAAGGCUGGUCUACAGUUCCCUGUUGGAAGGAUCGGCCGUUACUUGAAGAAAGGUCGAUAUGCUCAGCGUGUGGGAACUGGUGCACCGGUGUAUUUAGCAGCCGUGCUUGAGUAUCUAGCAGCUGAGGUUUUGGAGUUGGCCGGAAACGCAGCCAGGGAUAACAAGAAGAACAGAAUUAUACCAAGACACGUUCUGUUAGCAGUGAGGAACGACGAGGAGCUUGGGAAACUCCUAGCUGGUGUAACGAUUGCCUAUGGAGGUGUCCUUCCCAAUAUCAACCCUGUUCUGUUGCCCAAGAAGUCCGAGAAGACUGCAACUAAAGAGCCAAAGUCUCCUUCUAAGGCCACCAAAUCCCCCAGGAAGGCGGCGGCUUAAUUUGCCUAGUAUCCCAAAACCCCUCUUUUCUCACCUUGUAUUAUGUGCUUUGUGGAUGUGUAGAUCUUAACAUUUUAAUCAUUUGUACCCUUGGGAUAUCUGAUCUUUGUUUUUAGGAACUUCGAUUAAUGAAUGCUGAUUGCAGAUCUGUUAGACUUCUUUCCCU
Molecule: messenger RNA, 752 nt
Organism: Telopea speciosissima
Lineage: Eukaryota; Viridiplantae; Streptophyta; Magnoliopsida; Proteales; Proteaceae
Product: histone H2A-like
Exons: 2
Coding region: 128-586 (152 amino acids)
Cellular component (GO): nucleosome
Molecular function (GO): DNA binding; structural constituent of chromatin; protein heterodimerization activity
Source: RefSeq, a predicted model, not a curated record